AUGCUGCUCCGGAAGCUAAACUGCUUCCGGUUUCCGUCUCGCUUCGCGUUUCUCGCUCUCUGGGUCCCGGUUGGAGGCAGGGCCUUUUCUCCAGCCGCUGUGCGCCUCUCUUCAAAAGCUGCCGAAGCAACCUUUGUGUCUUUCCUCGUGAAGGAAGAGAGUUUACGUUUUGGAAAACUGCCCCAGCACCCUCUUCUCACGGACCUGGCUAUUGCGGCGCGUUCCGCAGGGUAUGAAUCAUGUAAACCCCAUCUCCACUCUCCUUUGGAAGGAGCAGAAGAGCUGAGGACAGGAGCAAGAGGAGUUCUGCAGGAAUUGGAUUUGCAACUUAAAACCAAAGGUCCCACACCUGUUCAAGAUAUUUCUGUGGCAAAAACAUCAAAUGGAAUACAGUUGGGUUAUUAUUUAUACCUUAAUCAACAGGAGAGAAGCAAUGCUGGAUGGAAACAAUAUGACUCUAAUCUGUGUGGAAGUAUAUUUGGUGAACAUUCAUUUCUUAUGACACACAAGAUUCAUGUUAGACAGAAGACUUCUAAGGGUAUUCAGAGUCAAAAAGCCUUCAAAAAGAACUUUAUUCAUACUUUGCUCAAGGAAAUCAGUUUUGGGGAGAAAUCUGGGUGUGUUCAACAUGACAAAGUCUCUGGUCAGCUUUCAAAUCUCAGAAAAACUCAGACACAAGGGAAAUUGUGUGAAUGCAAAGACUGUUGGAUUGUUAAUCAGUCAUCACUUAAGGUACAUAGGAGAUACCACAUUGGACAAAAGCCCUAUGUGUGUGAAGAAUGUGGGAAAGCCUUCACUGAUCUAUCAUACCUUCCAGAUCAUAUAGGAAUUCACAGUGGCAAAAAGCCCUAUGUGUGUAUGGAAUACGGGAAAGCCUUUACUCAAUCCACCGGACUUAUUUUACACAUACAUAUUCACACUGGAGAAAAACCCUUUGAAUGUAAGGAGUGCGGAAAAGCUUUUAUUCAUUCUUCCUACCUUACAAAACAUGUAAGAAUUCACAGUGGAGAGAAGCCAUAUUUAUGUAAGGAGUGUGGGAAAACUUUUACUCAUUCCUCAGGUCUCAUCUUACACAUACGAACACACACUGGCGAAAAACCUGUGUGUGAGGAAUGUGGAAAAGCCUUCAAUAAUUGCUCAGUGCUUAAUUAACAUGUGAGGACACACACUGGAGAGAAGCCAUAUGAAUGCAAGCAAUGUGGGAAGGCCUUCUCUCAGUCAUCAGGCCUUACUACACAUUUAAGAACGCACACUGGAGAGAAGGCCUAUGCAUGUAAAGAGUGUGGGAAAGCCUUUGCUCGGUCCACAAAUCUUAAUAUGCACAUGUGAAUGCACACAGGAGAAAAGCCGUACAAGUGUAAAGAAUGUGGAAAAGCCUUUAGAUACUCUACAUGCCUGAAUAUUCACAUGCGAACUCACACCGGAAAGAAACCUUAUGAAUGUAAGGAAUGUGGGAAAACCUUCACUCAGUCUUCAGUACUUGCUAAGCAUCUAAGAACUAAGGCUUGUGAAAAAACCUGUAGAUGUUCUUCAGACCUUAGUAUUCACAUCUAAACUCAUCUGGAUAAAGACCUCAUGAAAGUAAAGAGUGUGAAAAAGCUUCACUCAGUUUUCUUCUGACAUGAUAUGUGAGAACUUACCUGGGGGCAGAAUUCAAAUUCAUAGAAGGUGUGUAGGAGAGCAGUAAUUGUUCACACCUUACAGAAUAUGUAAGAACUCAAAUUUAGAAAUUCCCUGGCAGUCUAGUGGCUCGAACUCAGGGCUUUCACUACUGAGGGCCCGUGUUUGAUCCCUGGUUGGGGAACUGAGAUUCCACAAGCCAUGUGAGGUGGCCAAAAAAAAAGAAAAAAGAACUCACACUUGAGAGAAAAACUUUCUGGACAUAAGGCGUGUGGGCAAGCCUUUUUGUUGUUGUCCUAAUGUUAAUUUUACAUAAUUGAAAUUACUGUAAAACCUAUGUGAAGGUAACAAUGAGAUACAGCCUUAAAAUGUUUCACAUGCUUUAAAAGCACAUGAUAACUCACACUGAGGAAAGAACCAUGUGUAUGUAAGGAAUGUGGUAAAACUUUUACUUAGUGUUAAGGCCUUAAUAUCCAUGUAAGACUUUGGCAUAAACCCCUAUGAAUGUAAAGGACACAGGAAGAACUACACUUGCUUUUCAUAUCUUUUAAGAACCCAACAUUUAAAAACACACAGUGCAGAGAUGCCCUCUUCAUGUAGGAAAUCUGGGAAGCCUUUAGAGAUUCCUGAAAGCUUCAUGUGCAAGAAGACUCAGGAAUGUAAGAAAUGUUAAAAAUCAUUCAGGUGUUAGUAAGUUAGCAUGCAGUGGAAAGAAGCCCUGUCAAGGUGUCAGGUACAUGGGGAAGCUUUACUUCUGUCUCCUAGGUUCAUAUUCUCGGGUAAUCUCACAGAGGCAGAAAACGUUAUGAAUAUUAGAAAUAGGGGAAUACCUUCAUGUGUGUGUAUUUAUUUUGAUUUCAACCUUUAGUAAAAAUGAUGUCACACCAGAGAGAAAUUGUGAUUGUAGAGUACCUGGGAAAUGGUGUAUCCAUUUUAUCAGUCUUACUCUACAUGUGAAAACCCACUGUGGAAAGAAACUGUAUGAAUGCAAACAUGUAGGAAUGAUUUUUGGUAAAUACAUACCACUUAAGGGAUUCAUACAAUAGACACUGGAGGGAUAAACAAUGAGUGUGAGGAAUUUUGGAAAGCCUUCAGGUGCUGGUCUUCAUUAUUUUACACAGGAGAAUUCAUGCUGGAGGAGAAAGUGAAAUCAAUAAUGUGACAUGAGGGAUUUCCCUGGUGGUGCAGUGGUUAAGAAUUCGCCUGCCAAUGCAGGGACAUAGGUUUUAUCCCAGGUCCAGGCGCUACAUGCUGCAGAGCAACUAAGCCCAUGCUCCACAACUACUGAGCCUGAGCUCUACAGCCCACGAGCCACAACUACCGAGCCCACGUUUUGCAAUUACUGAAGCCUGUGUGCCUAGAGCCCGUGCUCCGCGACAAGAGAAGCCACCACACUGAGAAGCCUGCAUACCACAACAGAGUAGCCCCCACUCACCACAACUAAAGAAAGCCCUGAGCACAGCAAUGAAAACCCAGUGCAGUACCCCCCCCAACAACAACAACAAAAUAAUGUGACAUGAGAUUGCCUCUCUGUGUCUUAUUCUCAUGGAAAGUACCCAUCUCCUUAAGUUUCUGGGACGGUUUUGUAUUAUAAAAGAGCUUUUAAAGUGACUAAUUUUGCUGUAUAGCAGAAAUUCAUACAACAUUGUAAAUCAGCUAUAUUCCAAUAAAAUUAAAAAAUAAAAUAGAAUAAAAUUGCUACCAUAUUAAAAAUAAAAGUGACUCAGAUUUCUGCUCUGUCAUACUCAUUUCAUAUAAUGGUGUUUUCAUGGCUCAGCUCUGAAGACUUCCUCAUUUUCAUGAUAAUGUCUUCAUUGAACUAUGAGAUAUUUGGAAGGUUAAUUGGUAAAGUACAGGCAUUUUAGAAAAAUUUUGGGGUCUUAUUUUCUAAUAUAUUUGCAAGAGGGUUGUAAAAUAGGCUCUUUAUAAUGUUUUUUUGUGUGUGUAUUUAUAGGAAAUUUUCUUUGGCCUUGAAUGGCAAGUAGUAUCUAGUUGGCUCUUCAAUAUUCCUUGUACUUUGGCCCCUUAUAAAUAGAAUCCAGAUCAUCUUCAGGUGCAUACUUAAAAAAACAUUCCACUUCUUGGGUUUCCUUGGAUUUAUGGGAGAGUAUAUUUAGCAGUCCUGGCAAAUAAGAAGUAGGUGAAAAUCAUUAUUGUGGAUUCAGAGAAAGCUGCUAGAAAGGGGACAGUCUCAUAUGGCCUUUUAAAUUACUGCCCUUUAUCUUUCCCCCUUCCUUCCUGGAAAUUAGAUACAUUCUUGGAAUUUGGAUGAUUAAAUUUUGUGCUAUGAGGACAAAAGCCACAGAAAAUAUGAUUUGGCUAAAAAACACAGGGACACUCCUCUGCCCACUCACUACAUGGUAUCUUUGCAGCAGCCAGUGGACUGCUUGUUUGCAGACCUCUUGGCACAUGAGGAAAAUCAGCUCCUUCUCAGGCGGACAUUUGAGAGUCAUCAGUGUAUAGAUGGCACUUAAAUCCAUUAGAUUAGAUGGUUUCACCUGAGGACUGGCAAGCCCUGAGCGACCUCUAAUUUUGGCAGCUGUGAUUGUGAACUGAAGUAGCAAAAGGAUUCAGAAGUAGUGGCCCAUGAAAUAGGAUUAGAAUUGAUUAGUGUUCAUGACUCCAAAUGAGGGAGCAGUGACUAACCAACUGUACUGAAAGCUGAUUGUGCAAGACAAGUGAGGACUGGGAUUUGACCAUGAAAGUUAUCGGGAACCGUUUCAAAAGCCUACUUUGUGGAGCGGGAAGUGGAAAGCUCUCAUUGGAAUAAAUUUCAGAAAAUGAGAAUGGAUAGGCAUUACAGAAAACAAAGAUAUGUAUUCCUCUUUGACCUUACAAUUGCUGCCUUACUAUUCCAGCUUCACAUUGCAUAUUAGUUUUCUUUUGCUUCUCUUACAAGUUACCACAACGUUAAAGAUGUAAAAUAACAAUGGUUUGCUAUUUUUUACAGUUUUGGAGAUCUGAUUGCCAAAUAAGAUCUUACUGAGCUAAGAGUAAGAUGUCAAAGCCAGCAACAUCAGUUGAACUCCUCGUGCUACCAUAUCUUUGAUUUUCCAACUCUGCUCUUCUAC
Hippopotamus amphibius kiboko is the source of this 4691-nucleotide messenger RNA. RefSeq names its product zinc finger protein 846 (gene ZNF846). The record is from RefSeq and is a predicted model, not a curated record. Lineage: Eukaryota; Metazoa; Chordata; Mammalia; Artiodactyla; Hippopotamidae.